Messenger RNA from Fonsecaea monophora, 1521 nucleotides. RefSeq lists its product as hypothetical. The transcript is spliced from 6 exons. Lineage: Eukaryota; Fungi; Ascomycota; Eurotiomycetes; Chaetothyriales; Herpotrichiellaceae. Bases 1 to 1521 code for a protein of 506 amino acids. The record is from RefSeq and is a predicted model, not a curated record.
AUGGAUGUCGUGCUGAACAUCUGCCCGAUCUGCGCCGAGGACAAGAACCCAGCCAUGGCCAGGUUCGAGCACGUGCCAGGAUCCUGUAUCCCUUGCACCGUGCGUGUCUCGGAAGUGGCGUUAGUCCUGGCGUUGGUCUUGGUGCUGGUUCGCGAGAGCCGAGCCUCCUCAUGGGUUCAACCCAUCACAGCUGACAUCACGAACGCGUUGGACAACAUGACCGUGGAGUCGCUCCCGCACCCGAGCGUGAACAUGGUUACAUUCUCCGCCGUGUCGCAGAGGCCGGUCAGAGAGGUGGAGGAGAGGAUGCACACGCCCCUAGCCAGGAUCAUGUUCGAGAAGAUGGAGAGCGGGCUGUUCCCAGACGCCACCACGCCCGAGAUCAGGGAGGCGGAGUGCACCUGGUGGACGGGCUCGGUGAUGAACGCCAAGGCGAAGGUGAGGAAGCGUUCGAACAACGAGGCGGUGGUGAAGGUGACGAGGGGCAGGACGAGGAUAGUGCCCGUGUACAUCCUGGCGGUCUCGGACGGGUACGGCUUCGACGGCGCCAUCAAGAGCGUGAUGUAUGACGUGGAUAUGGUCGAGAUCAGGUCCACCAUGAUGAUCAGAAACACGACGACCCACGUCAUCGCGAGGAGGUACACCAACGACAUCGAGGAGUCGUACGCGGCCGAGUUCGAGAUCGAGGGCCGGGCGACCAACAGCAUCGUGAAGGCGAUUGUGUGCACGUGCAUGGGUAUCGUCGGCACAAUCUGGUCGAUGAGAGGGGCAGUCGACCCCGAGUUUAGGAGCGACAACAGGGCCGCCGACCACAUCGUGAUGGACGUCUCGAGCUUGAAGGGGUACAAGGGGGAGUACAUGGCCAAAGCCGACGGAAUGAAGGUGUACAUCCUAUACUAUACGUUUAGCACGGGCAUGCCCGAGUUGACCAUCAGGCCAGAUGUCGUGGUGGCGGAGAUGAUCGCGGACGGCUCUAUGGUAUACAUCGACACGCUAAGCAUGAACGGCAGCGCGAAGCUGUCCGUGGAUCUGAAGCGGCACAAGUGCGCGCUCACCACCAGGAGGCCGUACAUGAUCUGCAGGAAAGGUUUCCGGAGUCCACAUCAGGCGCCUGGUCGAGUCCUUUGCCACCAAAUCGAACAGCACGGCACCACCGCCACCAUGCUGCUGUUGUUGACCCUGUCUCGCGAAGGUGGCCCCGGUCGGCAAGGCGUUGGUGGCCGCGCUGAUGUUGGCGUUCUCGGGGGCGUUGGCGCCGGCGUUGCGGACAGCGUUCAUGUUGCCGAACAGAUUCCCGGCCAUGUUCGAGAACGGGAUGUAGAGCUCUUCGACGUACGGGGUCUUCCCCCGUGCUUGGUCAAGGUCCUGCUCUGCGGCCACUGUGCGGCUAGAUGCGGGUCCAUGGACGGGGACAUGGUCAAGUUGGGGAUGACGAACCUGAUGCCGGACAUGACGAGGCACCGGUUCCCGAUACACCACGACACCGAGGAUAACCCGGGGAAUAUCAUCACCUUUGUGUAA